Fukomys damarensis (Damara mole-rat) is the source of this 2810-nucleotide messenger RNA. It is a transcript of the gene Dr1, whose product is annotated as down-regulator of transcription 1. The record is from RefSeq and is a predicted model, not a curated record. Lineage: Eukaryota; Metazoa; Chordata; Mammalia; Rodentia; Bathyergidae. Gene Ontology annotation, molecular function: TBP-class protein binding; protein heterodimerization activity; general transcription initiation factor activity. Gene Ontology annotation, cellular component: negative cofactor 2 complex. Bases 374 to 904 code for a protein of 176 amino acids. Gene Ontology annotation, biological process: RNA polymerase II preinitiation complex assembly; positive regulation of transcription by RNA polymerase II; chromatin remodeling. The transcript is spliced from 3 exons.
GGGUCUUGCUCUGGCUUCGGCGUAGUUAAGGACCGCUUAGGCGACAGCUCCCACCUCUCUGAGAAGACGCGAAGGUGGUUCUCUGCCACUCAAAUUUCGGGACCACCUUGCUGUCCCCUCCCCAACCUGGUCAGUGGUGUCCCCAGAUUCCUCAGCCUCCCCAACUUUCCUCUCAGACUCUCCCUAAACCUGUCACAGAAUCGAGUGUUCCGCCCUCUGGAGCUCGCUUCUCCCCUCUUCCUCAUUUUCUCUACCCUCUCUACGAGUGCUGUAGGGAUCACUCUCACAGGCGGCCUUUUGAGAAGUCUCUGGAGAAGUGGACCAGAGCCGGAGAGUUUUUAAAAGUCGGACUUCGGAAAGACAGGAAAGUACGAUGGCUUCCUCAUCUGGCAACGAUGAUGAUCUCACUAUCCCCAGAGCUGCUAUCAAUAAGAUGAUCAAAGAGACUCUUCCCAAUGUCCGGGUGGCCAACGAUGCCCGAGAGCUGGUGGUGAACUGCUGCACUGAAUUCAUUCACCUUAUAUCUUCUGAAGCCAAUGAGAUUUGCAACAAAUCGGAAAAGAAGACUAUCUCACCAGAGCACGUCAUACAAGCACUAGAAAGUUUGGGCUUUGGCUCUUACAUCAGCGAAGUAAAAGAAGUCUUACAAGAAUGCAAGACGGUAGCGUUAAAAAGAAGAAAGGCCAGUUCUCGUUUGGAAAACCUUGGCAUUCCUGAAGAAGAGUUAUUGAGACAGCAACAGGAAUUAUUUGCAAAAGCUAGACAGCAACAAGCAGAGUUGGCCCAACAGGAAUGGCUUCAAAUGCAGCAAGCUGCCCAACAAGCUCAGCUUGCUGCUGCCUCAGCCAGUGCAACUAAUCAGGCAGGAUCUUCUCAAGAUGAAGAAGAUGAUGAUGAUAUCUGAAAUUCACCAGCUGAGUUUCUGUUUUCUCUAUAAAUGUUUCUUCUUGCACAACAAAACAGUGAAAGAAAUGCUUAUGUGUAAUUUUGUAUGCAUCUUGGUGGACUUACCAUUGGUAUUCUAGGGAUGUCUGCUGUUAAGUUUCAUCUAUUGUGUGCUAUACAUGUAAAAACUGUCUCUUUGAACUAUUGAAAAUUUAAGAUUCAGUAUAAUACCAAUUUUGAAUUUUUAAUGGUGUUUAUGAAAUUUUAGAUAGCAGUGAGGUCUUUAUUUGAUCAGUAAACAGUGUUACAGAAAACUUCAAGUUUAUAAAAAUACAGUGAAAUUUAUACAAAAGCUCUUAAUCUGAAUUUAGAAUUCCUCUGUCCUUUUAACUAAACUAAAAUUGGGAAUUUUAAAUUUAGGUGUGGUGUGGUGUGAGGCAGAAUACAUUGGACCAGGUUGGUUAAAAAAAGUUCUGAAUUUUUUGUCUUUUAAAAAGAGUAUAUAUACAGGCAAUAAAUAUAUAUAUGCUCAGAUACAUAUACUUGUUUAGAGAAACUCAAAAUAAGACAUUGAAAAAUGAAAGUGUGUUCAGUAGUAGUUGUAUAAAUUUGAUGAGUUUUUUUUUAUGUUUUGUGUAGAGGUAGAAACUAGUUUUAUUACAACAUAAUUUAUCUUGAGCUAUGCUAUUACAUUUCAAAGACUGCCCAAUUUUGAGGACUGUCGUGAUUCUUACUAUUUCACUCCAGUUCAGUAAUUGUUAAUAGUACUACUUGCUUAGUCAGUCCAUGUUUAUAUUUUUCAAAUAUAUAGUUGGGACUUGUUGAACAGUUGCUUGGGUUCCAUUGGUUAAACUGAGGUUUAUAAAUAUUCAGACCUUUACUAGGGAAAAAGAAAGGUAAUGAGCAUGCUUGCUAUGAAACAAGCCCCCCCCUUUUAAAUUUAACUUGUAGCUGUAGUUUUCUUGUUUGCUUUUAGCAUUACAUUUACAUUUUCUUGACUAGAUGGCCUAGAGUCUACUGCUACCUUUAGAAAUGGCAUCAUUGUCUCUAUCAUAAUUGAAUGAUAGCUUUAAAAAAAAAGUUUGGUAGGGCUGAGGAUUUAGCUCAGUGGUUCUGCUGCCUACCUUGCAAGCCCAAGGUCCUGAGUUCGAUGCCCAGUACCCAAAAAAAAAAGUUUGGUUUUGUUUAAGAAAAUUGUGUCAUAACUUAUUACCCCUAUUUGAAACAAAUAGUUUCAACCUGCUUGUUAAAAUGGAGAAGCUUUAAUUUGGUUCCAAUAAAUAAAGUACAAUAGUGAUUGUUACAGGAAUCUAAUGUAUGGAGUAAUUGCAUAUUGUUUGUAUUUUGGGAGCAGGCAGCAAAAGCCAAUUAAGAUAAUAUGAAGUAAUUAAAUUCCUAUGUCAAUUGCCAAAUCAUUUAAAUUUCUAUAUUCACCAAGCCCCAAAAUAGAUCCUAGUUGCAAAGAUUUCAAUUUUAAUUGAAGAGUGAGCUAAAUAAGUAAAGUUUAUAAGUAUUAGGUUUGUUAAUGAUUAUAUUUUGCAGUUUUGAAAAAGGGAAAUAGUGUUACAUAUUUAUCAAAUGCACUUCACCCACAUAACAAGGUUAAUAAUUUUGAUGAAUGUUUUAAGUUGAAGUUACUUUAUGGAUAUUUUACCCAUGAAGUGUAUUUGGACAAAAUGGAAGGAAUUGUGUUUUAAAAGUUUAAGUACCAAAGGUAGUCUAGUCUAGAGAAAUAAUAAGUGUUGGCUUUACUAAUUUGUACUGUAACAUCCUUAUACUUCUAUUUUAUGUGUAUCUAUUUCUCAAGUAAAUAACUUAGGUAUUUUUCCAUACCUUUUUAUUUCUGAUGCAGAGUUCAGGUUAAUAUUUUGCUGCAUCUGAUAAUGUAUUAUAUGUUGGAAGCCUAGUGACUUUUCAUUUUGACA